Molecule: messenger RNA, 1113 nt
Organism: Sclerotinia sclerotiorum 1980 UF-70
Lineage: Eukaryota; Fungi; Ascomycota; Leotiomycetes; Helotiales; Sclerotiniaceae
Exons: 3
Coding region: 1-1113 (370 amino acids)
Source: RefSeq, a predicted model, not a curated record
AUGUUGAAGUAUACCUUGAAAAUCUCUCACGCCUUACGAGACUGGGUACAAAUGCUUUGUAACAUACUUUACCUCGAUUUGGAACCAGAAAUUUAUGCGCAGACACCCAAAAAAAUCUCAAAACAACUGGAAAUAAUCAUGAGUAACUCCUCGGCCUGGCGUCAUUUGUACAUCAACCUGCUGUCGGCCAACAGGGUUUGGGAUAUGCGUGAUCUUUUUCACGCCCUGUGUUCAAGAUACGGAAUCGGAGACACAAUUAAACUAUUCACUCCUCGGGAACAGAUCCGAAGCGACAGCGUGAGGAUAGAGAAUUUUAUAGAGAGAUUUUUCGCUGCAUGGACGCACGAUUUCCACGGUGAUGAAUCAACAGAAUUAGCAAUUCUUGAUAUAUUAGUGACACUUUCAGUACAGCUGCUUUCACACGGCAGUCAGACUGAUGUUGUUGUUAAGCGAACCAUAAGUAAGGCCAUGGCCUACGCUAAUCAAUACGCAUUAUCUAUUAGUUUGAAUAAUCCUGAAAAUUUUCAAACAAGCCCCCAUCUGAGGUGGAUUUUAGCCAACGAAAGACUAGCGAGAGAAUCACCAGCAAACUCAGAUUUAUAUCCGAUUCCAGAUUACAAAUAUCUAAAGCAAUCUCACGGGGUUCUUGUAUGGACAUGUAACUUGCCAAUCUACGUUCCUCUAGAUCCUCGUGAAGCGGUUGAUACUACAGCAAUGGAGAUGCUAAACAACGAGUUGAGAAUAUUCGAAGAGGAAAUCUCUUCUUCAGGCUCAAAGGCUUUGAUGGUUGAUCCCAUAACAGAUUGGUGCCUACCAUGGAUACAAAGUGCUUUGUACUAUUCCCUUAAUCUCACAACACCAGAAAUUUCAAUCAUGAUGAACCAAGAGAAAACAUAUGAGGCGUUACCUUACGAUUUUAAACGCUUGUUAGCGGAGCUGGGAAAGAGGGAUGGCACUCACAAACUCUACCAUCCUAAAGAAGUCCUUCCGGAGAAGUUCGCAGAACCUUGCAAGGGGACAUUCUACCGAGAUGGUAAUUUUAUCAUCUGCGAUUCAUCUGGUUACUUUACAAGGCUUUUUACUGCCUCAGAUAAUGAAAAUUCCACUGACUGA